This is a messenger RNA of Marasmius oreades (fairy-ring Marasmius), 533 nucleotides long. RefSeq lists its product as uncharacterized. The record is from RefSeq and is a predicted model, not a curated record. The transcript has 3 exons. The coding region runs from base 1 to 522 and encodes 173 amino acids. NCBI's taxonomy places the organism in Eukaryota, Fungi, Basidiomycota, Agaricomycetes, Agaricales, Marasmiaceae.
AUGACGGAUAAUUUCGACCUUGAAUCCCUUGUCCACCUCGAACAAAUAUUUUACGAUUCGGGGUACCAAGAGGGACAUGCUCAUGGCCGAAUACAUGGUCUCAUCGAAGGGAGAGCACUGGGUAGAGAGAAAGGUUUUGAGAUGUGGGAAGAGCUCGGGUUCUACGAAGGUUUUGCUCUCCUGUGGAAGUCUGUUUCCAUCCUUCAGGGACGAGAAGAUGAUCGUGCAUUAAAUCACAUCAAGCAUCUCUUGACUCUUAUCUCAGAAUUUCCGCGUGCUAAUCCCUCUGUAAUCGACAAAGAAGGCUCGGUUGACGUCCCGAAAUUAUUCAGACAGAUCAGGUCGAGAUACAAAGCGUUAUGCGCAGCGGUUGGAAUCAGACCUAGCCUUCGUGCUGCUGAGAAGUCACUCCCCGAUGAUGAUCAGGGCAUGGACGGCGGCUCGAUGUCUGAUCAACAGACCAACGGGAAGGAACCAAUUUGGACUGUCGACAACCGUCCGGGGGAUCCCAUUGGCUCUUGAAUGACGCGCUC